AUGGGGACCUCCGUCCCCAUCCCACCGGAGACUGCGGCCUUGCAAGGGGCAGAUUGUCACUUGUACCCGGUGCCAGGCAGGGAAGCGCGAUUCUCCUGCCACCAACGGACGACCCCCACUCAGGUGACAGCGAGACGUUACGCUCACCGGUCGUUCCGUUACACGCUCUCCUUCUGCGCAACUGGCGCCAUGCCAACACCCCCCUCGGGAACAGAAGUGACCCUGCAGAGACCUAACGGUCGCUACAGAAGCGGCUUCAGAGGAAAAGAGUACCACUGGACCAGCAUUCCAGGCAAUCCUCUCAAUCUCCGUGAACAUCGCCAUUUCGAUGGUAAUUUUCUCCAGGACACCGGAGUAAGAAACUUUUUUUGCGGGUUAUAGCGCUGUCCCCCGCUGGUCAGCGGUGAGGUUUCGUUGUCGCAUGCGUGUCCGCCAUGGUGUGUUUCAAUAGAGUGCAACAAACGCGACUCUGCCGGGAACGAAGCUAUGAGACUUGGUUUUCCUCUGAGGGUGCUCAAGUGUUCUUUCUCUUCACGCACGCGGGGGUUGUUGAUGUCGUUUGGUCCACAUUUCGUACUCCGCAUCGUUCCGCUGA
Messenger RNA from Toxoplasma gondii ME49, 595 nucleotides. RefSeq lists its product as hypothetical. The record is from RefSeq and is a predicted model, not a curated record. NCBI's taxonomy places the organism in Eukaryota, Apicomplexa, Conoidasida, Eucoccidiorida, Sarcocystidae. Bases 1 to 381 code for a protein of 126 amino acids. The transcript has a single exon.